Molecule: messenger RNA, 1190 nt
Organism: Nothoprocta perdicaria
Lineage: Eukaryota; Metazoa; Chordata; Aves; Tinamiformes; Tinamidae
Gene: PSKH1
Product: protein serine kinase H1
Exons: 3
Biological process (GO): protein phosphorylation
Molecular function (GO): protein kinase activity; ATP binding
Source: RefSeq, a predicted model, not a curated record
AAUGAGCGGCGGUGCCUUUGGUGACGGUUCAAAUGUGGGAAUUGCCCUGGAUGUGGUUGUUGCUGAUGCUGUCCUGGGAAAAUGCCUUGAUGGGGAAUUAACACCAUUCAGUGAUGGGCUGUGGGACAAGCAAAGUGCUUCCCGAGCCCCCUAAAGAUGUGCAGCUGGAUCUGGUUAAGAAAGUAGAGCCUUACACGGGCCACAAUGACAUAUACAAGCAUUUCCUCAAGGACGACUGCGGGGCUGUCAUCAAAGCGGGCUCUCCCUCCCCUCCACGUCACGCUCACCCGUAUCCUGGGAACCACCUUCCGACUCCCAUGGAGCAGCCUGAGCUCCGCAAGAACAAGGUGGCCAAGUACCGUGCCAAAUUUGACCCCAGAGUGACGGCCAAGUACGACAUCAAGGCCCUGAUUGGAAGAGGCAGCUUCAGCCGCGUUGUACGGGUGGAGCACCGGGCUACCAAGCAGCCCUACGCCAUCAAGAUGAUCGAGACCAAAUACCGGGAGGGGAGGGAGGUGUGCGAGUCGGAGCUGAGCGUGCUGCGGCGCGUCCGCCACACCAACAUCAUCCAGCUUAUCGAGGUGUUUGAGACCCAGGAUCGCGUGUACAUGGUGAUGGAGUUGGCCACCGGAGGGGAGCUCUUUGAUCGCAUCAUUGCUAAAGGCUCCUUCACCGAAAGGGACGCCACGCGCGUGCUGCAGAUGGUGCUGGAUGGGGUCAAGUACUUGCAUACACUGGGUAUCACGCACCGGGACUUGAAACCAGAGAAUCUGCUGUAUUACCAUCCCGGAACAGAUUCCAAGAUCAUGAUUACGGACUUUGGACUGGCAAGUGCUCGGAAGAAGGGGGACGACUGCCUCAUGAAAACCACUUGCGGGACCCCGGAAUACAUAGCUCCCGAGAUCCUGGUCAGGAAGCCCUACACGAACUCCGUGGACAUGUGGGCUCUGGGGGUGAUCUCCUACAUCCUCCUCAGUGGCACGAUGCCCUUUGAAGAUGACAACCGCACCCGUUUAUAUCGACAGAUCCUGAAGGGAAAAUACAGUUACUCAGGGGAGGCCGCAGAUGAGCGUCUCCACGGCUCCUGGAGUCCCAUCCCUCCACAGGAGUGGACGUGUGGCUCUGUGCCCAGCCUCUGGUCGUGCCGAGAAAUCGGGAUCGGGAGGCAGCUCUUCCAGGGCUGCGGCCAG